Prunus dulcis (almond) is the source of this 871-nucleotide messenger RNA. RefSeq names its product ribonuclease 3-like protein 1. The coding region runs from base 135 to 629 and encodes 164 amino acids. The record is from RefSeq and is a predicted model, not a curated record. NCBI's taxonomy places the organism in Eukaryota, Viridiplantae, Streptophyta, Magnoliopsida, Rosales, Rosaceae. The transcript is spliced from 4 exons.
UGGAGAGAACCAAUCCCAGUGUGUGAGUGAGAGAGACCCAGAAAAGCCUCGAGCUUUCAUAUUUUCAUCAUCAAUCUCACACACCACACAACCCUUUGGAUCCAUAAAUCUUGUUGCUAGAGAACACCAGUCUAAUGCCUGUACUCGAAGGUGAAAAUCCAAGCCCCAAAGAGGGAGUGAAGGUGGUUGGAUGUGAUGAGAGAGCUACAAAAUCAGAUCCUACUACUGAUAUAUCUCAACAACUUGAAAAUUUGAAGGUUGAAGAUGCUUCUUCUGGUUCUACAGGGUGCAGGGAAUUUUCUUCUGACACAGAGAUUGGGGCUAAUGAAAAGACUGCUUCAACAAAUGAAGCAGGUUCUUGUAAUAAGCUACCAGCAAGAUCACAGUUAUAUGAGAUAUGUGUUGGAAAAAAAUGGAAGCUCCCUUUGUAUGAGUGCUGCAAAGAGGAAGGACCACCCCACAUGAGAAUGUUCACCUACAAGGUUAUUGUUGAGAUAGAAGAAACGGAAAAGACAGUUUUGGAAUGCUUUGGCGCUCCUCAUUCAAAGAAGAAAUCAGCAGCAGAGCACGCGGCUGAAGCAGCGUUAUGGUACUUGAAGAAUAUUGGUUAUGACUCGAAGGAUCGGUGAAAUGAAUUAUCGUGAAGCACCAUUGAGAUCAGUCAGUUACUGAUUUUUUUACUUUUGGUUUCGUCCCCAGCCAAACAAUUUAGAGGCUAUGGAUCCACAUUUGGUAGACUAAUAGUGGUAGAUUUACAUUCUUUGAAGUUAUAUAAUUGGUUAGAGUCAACAAAUUUUUUAAGGUUAAUUUUAGUUUAGUAUCUUGAACAUUUUCACGGUAACGAAUGUUAUACUUGAAUUUUCAAUUUUAA